AUGGCAUCAGCAAGCGCACCCCGCGCGCCCCAGGAUGACAAGAUUGUCUCCAAGAAGGGUCUGUUCGACGACUCUUCAUCCAGCAGCGAAGACGACCAGGAGGAUGGCGGUGCUACUCUAGGUCCCUCGGCCGAGCUCAAGAUCAACGAGGAGUACGCCCGCAGAUUCGAACACAACAAGAAGCGGGAGGAACUACACAGGCUGCAGGAAAAGUACAAGCCGGGCGGCGAGGGGGAGCAGGAGUCCGAGUCAUCCUCCGACGAAAGCGAGGACGACGAGGCCGUGCUUGCGACCGAGGAUCUGGAUGCCGAGAUCUCGGCUACGCUGCAGGCGAUUAAGAACAAAGACCCCCGGAUUUACGACAAGGAGGCCGUUUUCUACCGGCCCUUCGACCCCGCCGCCGAACCGAAGACGAAGGCGGAGAAACCUAUGUUCCUGCGCGACUACCACCGUGAGCGGUAUUUGAGCGGCGAUGUUGGCGCUGACGAUGAUAGUGCUCCCGUCGCCGACGUCCCCCGGACCUACGUGCAGGAGCAAGACGAAAUGAAGAAGUCCAUCCUGUCUGAGAUCAAGGCCGCCGCAGCCGCCGCCGACGACGAAGAGGAAUGGAGCGAUGACGACGCUUUCAUCAAGCCCGUAAAGAAGGACGAUGCGCCCGCAGCGAACGGCAUCCACCCGUCGCGGGCAGCCAACAUCAACCUCACCGAGGUCGACGUCGCCAAUGCGGACAAGAACCCCGAGGACUACUUGUCCAAGUUCAUGGCAUCUAAGGCUUGGGCACCCGAGGGGUCUGGUUCGAAGUGGCAAGCAUUCGAAUCCGACGACGGAGAAGACGGAAACGACAUGGCUGACGAGUUCGAGCAUGCCUACAAUAUGCGAUUCGAGGACCCCACCAAGAGCAACGAGUUCUUGAAGACGUACUCGAGAAACAUGGCCGCCGCCCGCUCCGCGAGAAAGGAGGAGCUGACGGGCAGAAAGAAGCAGAGAGCCCUCGAGAAGGAGCGGAAGGAGGCCGAGAAGCAGGAGCGCGAGGCAGAACGAGCCCGCCUGCGACGCUUGAAGAUUGAGGAGGCCUCUGGCAAGCUCGCCAUGAUCAAGAAGGCUGCGGGUAUGAGCGGCAAGAACCUAACGGACGAGGAGUGGCUAAAGUUCCUGGAAGAUGCCUGGGAGGAUGACAAAUGGGAGGAGGAGAUGAAGAAACGGUUCAACGAGGACUACUACGCCGAGGCCGACGACAUGUCAGUUGACGAAGCGGAGGACGGCGACGAGGACGGGGCAAACAAGAAGAAAACGAAGAAGCCUAAAAAGCCGAAAUGGGACGAUGACAUCGCCAUCGACGACAUCAUCCCCGAUUUCGACGACGAAGCCAAGCCCGCCGUCGCCCUCUCAGACGAAGACGACGACGCCGCCGAACCACAACCCGAAGAACAAGCCUCCGAACCGGAGUCCGACGACGAGCGCCCCUCCAAAAAGCGCAAGACCACCAAAGACCUCAAGAACGAGCGCAUCGCCGCCAAGCGCCAGGCCCGCGCGGACCUCGCCAAGAUCGAAGCCCUGGUCGACACCAAGAUGGAGCUGGACAACCCGCGCGCCCUGCAGCAGCAGCAAGCGUCCAAAUCCUCCAAGGCGUCCUCCUCCUCCAAAUCCUCCGGCGGCGGCACCGGUUUCCGCUACCGCGAGACCUCCCCGCAGUCCUUCGGCCUCACGGCGCGCGACAUCCUGCUGGCGCCCAACGACGCCGCCCUCAACGAGUUCGCCGGCCUCAAGAAGCUGGCCACCUUCCGCGACGCCGAGAAGAAGCGCAAGGACAAGAAGCGCCUGGGCAAGAAGGCGCGCCUGCGCGAGUGGCGCCGCGAGACCUUCGGGCGCCAGUUCGAGCAGUCCGGGCCGACGUUUGGCUUUGAAAAGCUCGUUGGUGGUAGCGGUGGUGGUGGGGAGGAGCACAGGUCGCGCGGGAGUGGUGCGAAUGCUGUGUCGGCUGAAAAGAGGGGGGCGCAUGGGAAGAAGGAGAGGCCUGCUGCUGCUGCUGCUGCUGCUGAUGGGGAGAGGAAGAAGAAGAGGAAGAGGUCCAAGAAGGGGAAGAAGGCGGGUGUUGAGACGGAGGCGUAACGUAGGGUUCGUGUCUUCGAGCUGGGUACAUGGUAUGGUUUUACGGGCGUUGGGUGGUCUUUGUGUAUGGAAUUUGGCUGCGCGCUACCUAGUUAUAUCUAAGGAGUACUUUUAUCUGCUG
Molecule: messenger RNA, 2230 nt
Organism: Chaetomium fimeti
Lineage: Eukaryota; Fungi; Ascomycota; Sordariomycetes; Sordariales; Chaetomiaceae
Product: KRI1-like family C-terminal-domain-containing protein
Exons: 3
Coding region: 1-2109 (702 amino acids)
Biological process (GO): endonucleolytic cleavage in ITS1 to separate SSU-rRNA from 5.8S rRNA and LSU-rRNA from tricistronic rRNA transcript (SSU-rRNA, 5.8S rRNA, LSU-rRNA)
Cellular component (GO): nucleolus; 90S preribosome
Source: RefSeq, a predicted model, not a curated record